Messenger RNA from Etheostoma cragini (Arkansas darter), 3846 nucleotides. RefSeq lists its product as uncharacterized. The record is from RefSeq and is a predicted model, not a curated record. The transcript has 10 exons. The coding region runs from base 228 to 3716 and encodes 1162 amino acids. Gene Ontology annotation, biological process: regulation of cell cycle; regulation of mRNA splicing, via spliceosome. Gene Ontology annotation, molecular function: RNA binding. NCBI's taxonomy places the organism in Eukaryota, Metazoa, Chordata, Actinopteri, Perciformes, Percidae.
ACCGCGAAACAUUGCAUUUUGGGAUACCUUUCUCCAUCAUGGCGGAUUAGGUAGUCGGCUAACGUUAACGGUUAGCAUAUUCAUCGAUUGUUUGGUUUCACACAUUGAAGAGGUGCAGCUAUCAGGCAUUUUCCACGCAGGGACUGCAUCCACCGAACAUAAACUAGUGUUGUGUGCAGUACGCCAGUGGCAUUAAGAGGGCAUUUUACAAAAUUGGGGACAGCACAAUGGAAUGUGCAUUGGGCAUACCCUCAGGUGAUGACGAGGCACCUGAGAAAGAUGAAAUGAAUGCCAAGGAAGGGAAUGAACCACCCCACAAGAAAAACAAGAAGCACAGAAAACACAAGAGCAAGAAGAAGAAGAGGAAGAAGAAGGGGGAAAAGGAGAGCAGUUCAGAAUCUGGUGCUGAGUCAGAUGCAGAGCCUCCGCUGCCGCCGAAGGCUGUCAGGACCACCAGAGCCAGUGCCAGACUGGCAGCAGCUACAGGAGCUGGAGACCCAGCUGGGCUAAAGGAGGAGUGCAGAAGGGAUGUAAUUACAGAUCGUGCAGACACAGAGGGAGAUGCAAAAUCCAAAAAACACAAAAGACACGCUGCCAAGAAGAAGAAAAAGAAGAGGAAGAAAGAAGAAAAGCAGGAGAAGAAAUCCCCAUCUCGCUCCCCAUCCGAGAGCAGCUCAGCUUCAGGCUCUGAGUCUGAAGGUGAAGGAGGGAAAGGGGCUGGUGAUAGCAAAUACUCUCCUGCUGCGGCAUCUGAACUGCAAGACCCUGUGUCCAAACUGGUUUCAAAAAGCAAACGAGGGGAGAAACUUGAAUUGCUUGGAGGGAAGAAAGAGGAGAUAUCAGAUAUGGAUUUGUCCCCAUCUGGAGGGAAGGGCAGUAAUACCAAUCAAUCAGAAAAAGAAAUCAGGUCCCCGUCCGCAGGCCAGGAUGAGAUAACACAGACAGUAACGGUUAAGACAGAGGGUAGUCAUGCUGAUGGUACAUUCAGCCAUGCCCAGGAACUCCCUGACAUAAUCCCUAAACAAGAAGCUGGUACUGCAAGAGAUGAACCAGUCCUGAAAGAUCAGGCAAAUUCAGCUCAGAAGGCAAAGGUCAGGGAGCGCGAUUCAUCCAGAUCCAGGUCUCCUUCCCCUCCCAGGGCCAUUGACAUUAAGAGGUCUGGGUCAAGUCAUAGUUGUACCCCGACAUCUAGUCCCAGCAGGCAGCACUCUGACGGGCAAACAGCAGCAGCAAAGAAAGAACGAUCAAGAACCCAUUCCAGGUCAACCUCUAAGGGAAAACGGUCUACCACUCCCUUAAAGUGUCGGUCGCUGUCCCGCUCUCAGUCCCCUAAAUCUAGGAGAAAGUCUCUCACCCCGUCUCCCAAGAAAGCUAUCUGUCAGUCCCGCUCCACCUCUCGCUCCCUCACCCCAAAGAAGAUAUCAAAGUCUCCAAGGAAGUCAAAGUCUCCUAAACGUCGGCGGAGUUCAUUGUCUGUUUCCCCAAAGCGACGCAGGAGUUCCCGAUCUCCUAAAAGAAAGGUGUCACGAUCCCCUAAACGUGGGGGGCGCAGGUCCCCCUCCCUAUCUCGGUCUCCAAGGAGAAGUCGAAGGUCAGAGUCACGACCCCGUGGAGGCACAACUCACUCCAGGGCCCGCUCACCUAGAAGAGGUGGUGCAGUUGGAAGGCAUUCAAGGUCACGUUCAAUCACUAGAAACCGCCGCUCCAGCUCUAAAUCAAGACGCCCUUUACGCCGCUCCAGGUCGCGGUCACCGGCAAGACGUGCAGGAGGUAGGCGCUCCAGGAGUCGAUCUUUGUCUAAACGUAGGCGGUCACCACCCCCCAGAACCCGACGCUCACGCUCCCGGUCGACCCGCAGAAGCAGGCGAACUCGGUCACGAUCCGUUGUAGUCCUCAAGCGCAACCGGCGCUCCAGAUCUAAAAGUCCCCGCAAACGGACCCGAUCCAGAACCCCUCCCUCUCGACGGCGCUCCCGUUCCCCCGCUAGAAGAAAUCGUUCUCCACCAAGGUCUGGCAAACGCUCCAAAUCUCGCUCGUUGUCUCAAAAGCAUCGGUCAAAGUCACACUCGCCACUACCUGUCAAGAGGAAGUCCAAAUCUCCUAGGAAGAGUGGAAGAAGGUCAAAGUCUAAAUCUGUCUCUGUGGGCUUGAACAGAUCCAAGUCCAGGUCUGAGUCAAGUGAUGUCCGGUCUGAAAACUCCUCCCCAGCCAGAUCCACAUCUUCUUCUCCUGUUAAACAGAUAAAGGCUUCCUCUCCUGAAUUAAAGCAGACAACUGGGGAAAGUGGAGGAUUUCCAGCUACAACAGGUGCCUGGAAACCCAUGCCCUCAUCAGAUGCCUCCAGCCCCCAAGCUAGGAGUUCCUCAGAUACGUUGCAGGAGCAGCCUCAGGCGCUUUCUCCCAACCAUGACAAGGAGCAGAGGGCCAGUGCCAGCUCAUCCAAUGAACGAGAUGUUUCCAGGUCCAGGUCUGGUUCUAGAGAGCCCAGCACUGGCCCAGAUGGGUCCGAUUGUUCAGCUGGCUCAGAUGAAGAAGAGGUUUCUUCCUCCCCAGUUAAAAUCACAUCUAAACACCAGAAAAGCUCAACUCCUUCACCUCGACGAUCAACGUCCAAGUCUACAUCUAGAAGAAAGCAGUCUAGGUCCAAGUCUCCCGUGAGAAAAAGAGAAUCUGUCUCUCCAUCAGAUAGGAAGAAACGGCGGUCUAAGUCUCGGAGUCCUGCCUGGCGAAGGAGGUCGCGCUCUGCCGCGCGGCGUAAACGUUCACACUCCAAGUCACGAACCAGAAUCCGGCGAUCCAAGACCCGCUCUCCUGCCCGAAAAAGACGAUCUCGCUCACCCAAUGCCCGUGGGAAGAGGAGGUCCAAAUCAAUAGACAGAAGCAAGCGAUCAAAGAGCCGCUCCACCGGCCGGAGGAAAAGGUCAGGAGACCGAAGUAGGCGAUCAAGGUCUCGUUCUUCUGAUCGCAGACGCAGGUCUAGGUCAAGGGGCCGAGGGAGACGCCCGGUGUUUCGCAGUCGUUCGUUUGAUAGGCGGGACAGGUGGAAAAGGGAACCCAGUCACUCUCCAGUUCUCAUUCUUCGCAAACAGCGACGCUCAGGGUCCCGAACACGACGCAGCACCAGCAAGACUCCUCCACGCCUCACUGACCUGGAUAAGGACCAGUUGCUGGAGAUAGCCAAAGCUAAUGCUGCUGCUAUGUGUGCUAAGGCAGGGGUUCCCAUUCCUGAGAGUCUUCGGCCUAAAGCCAUUCUCCAGCUCCCUCUACCCACUCCGUCUCCUACCCCCCUCUCCUUACCUCUACCUCUCCCUCUCCCAAUGGGCAUGGGGAUGCCCAACAUGCCGAAUAUGCCCAACAUGGGUCAAAUGGGGAUGUCCAAUAUUCCAGGAAUGCCCAGCAUGUCAAACAUGACCAUGAGUGCCGCGAUGGCAAGUAUGACAGCAGCUACAAUGACAGCUGCCUUGACCAACAUGGGUGCCCUGGCAGCCAUGCCUCCCCUUGCCCCACUUCCUACAAUCACUAACAAACCUCCCCCAUGUCUCGUCCCCCCAACGCCAACCCUUAACCUGGACCACAUCGAGGAAGCAAAGAGGAAGGUCACACAGCAAGCUAACAUUCACACCAUCAAGGAGCUUACUGAGAAGUGUAAGAUGAUUGCAAAUAGCAAGGAGGAGAUGGCUAUUGCUAAACCCCACGUCUCAGACGAUGAAAGCUAAAACCGCCAAGCCCUCACGACACCACUCAAAAGACUACAGGAAAAUGUAAAAAAAAAUGCUUUACAGGAGGACCUACCUUCCCACAGUUCCCUUUGGCAGCCAGAUGACCUGACUGAGCCUCGUAAACCAC